AUACCUCAAAAUAUUCUCUUAAAUACGAGCCAUGUCCGAUCUGUGUUUAGUGUUCAAUCGACCGACCAGGAGCCACGAUGAUGGUGAUGAUCCUCUGGAUAUUGCUAAUAGCCUCGUCACAAGUGGAGAGCAAGUUCAAGAGCCUCCACUGCGAAAGCUAUGACCAUAGCCAUGGGGAGUUUUCUCUGUGCAAAAUAAAGGCCAUCAAUCGGUACAGAAACUCGAUCAGCACUACGUAUCUGAACAAGGAAUUUGUCCCCAAUCGCGUAACCGCUCGCUUGGAGUUUUUCAAACGAGCUAAUGGCUGGCGACCUUUUCUAUACAACAUCACGCUGAACGUAUGCGACUUCUUGGAUAGGAAGAAGACCAAGCCUAAUAGCAACACCAUGACGAUUUUCCGCAUAGCUGCGAGCUACCUCAUGCCGUACUUCAACACUAGCUUCACCUGUCCUUUUCAGCCAAAUACGGAAUAUAAAAUUGAGAAUCUGGAGUUCGAUGUGGAGAAGUUCCGCAUUCGUUUUCCCAUUGAGACGGGCGAGUAUGCUCUAAAUUUCGGUUUGUAUCACAAAAAGAUACUUGGCUUCACAAUUAAUGGCUCCUUGGAUUACUCCAACUACAGAGAGCACUGAAAUCAAUAAAUUCAAAAAUGUACAGCAUCCAUGAGACCCCCAAAAAUCAUUCACUGAAAGUAGUAAAGAGGGGAUUCUAAUCUCGAUCUAUUAUCGAAUUAGUUGAGAGGGCAGCGGUUAAUCUUGAAUCUAUUAAUCGUAAAACGCCGCCAAUUAUCUAGUUAAAUAAAAAAAAACAUUA
This is a messenger RNA of Drosophila obscura, 810 nucleotides long. RefSeq lists its product as uncharacterized. The record is from RefSeq and is a predicted model, not a curated record. The coding region runs from base 78 to 629 and encodes 183 amino acids. The transcript is spliced from 3 exons. Lineage: Eukaryota; Metazoa; Arthropoda; Insecta; Diptera; Drosophilidae.